Messenger RNA from Setaria italica (foxtail millet), 3453 nucleotides. RefSeq names its product MDIS1-interacting receptor like kinase 2. Gene Ontology annotation, molecular function: protein binding; ATP binding; protein kinase activity. The transcript has 2 exons. NCBI's taxonomy places the organism in Eukaryota, Viridiplantae, Streptophyta, Magnoliopsida, Poales, Poaceae. Gene Ontology annotation, cellular component: plasma membrane. The coding region runs from base 27 to 3257 and encodes 1076 amino acids. The record is from RefSeq and is a predicted model, not a curated record. Gene Ontology annotation, biological process: hormone-mediated signaling pathway; protein phosphorylation.
CCCUACCUCAGAAAGAAAGCAAAACCAUGGGGGCCCUGCGCAACAAGGUACAGCUCCCACUAGCACUAGUCCUCAUGAUCCUGCUCCAGCCAUGCCUCCCCUAUCUGCAGGUUGAUGCAGCUGCGCACCAUGGCGGCGUGUCUCUGCGAUCCCAGCAAGCAGCCCUCCUUCAGUGGAAGACCACCAUGGGAAGCCCCCCAGCGCUAGACUCAUGGUGGCACCAAACCAGCCCGUGCAACUGGACCGGCGUCGAGUGCGGUGCCGUGCGCCAUGGCCACCGCAGACCGCUGGUGGUGACCGUCAUCUCCCUGCCACACGCCGGCAUCGAAGGCCGCUUAAGUGAGCUCAACUUCUCCGCGCUCCCAUUCCUCGCUUACCUUGACCUCAGGUACAACAGCCUCCAUGGAGAAAUCCCGCCGGCCAUCACGUCGCUAUCUGCACUCUCCUACCUCGAUCUCACUGGCAACUUGCUCCAUGGGUCAAUACCGUCUGAUAUCGGCAACUUGGGACGCCUCAACCAGUACCUCGGGCUCUCUUUCAACAACCUCACCGGUAGUAUUCCAGCGUCCUUUGGAAAUCUGUCUAUGCUGGUUGAUUUUUCCAUCCACCAAAACAUGAUCACUGGGUCGAUCCCAGAAGAGCUCGGGAAGCUCACCAGCCUAGAGUAUUUUGAGAUAAGUAGCACCAUGGUAACUGGCCGAAUACCUGAAAGCCUUGGCAACCUGACCAAACUGAACCUCCUCUACCUCCACAGCAACCAUCUCUCAGGCCCAAUACCACCUUCUCUAGGCAAUCUUAGGGGAUUAGGGGAUCUUCAGCUCUCUAACAACCGCUUGAGUGGCGGAAUUCCAAUAACUUUGGCAAAUCUCACUAAGCUGAACACACUUUAUCUCAAUGAGAAUGAGCUCUCAGGUUUAGUUCCACAAGAGAUAGGAAUGCUGCGCAAUCUAAGCAAAUUGGUACUCUCAACAAACCAACAAAGUGGCACCAUCCCUUCUAGCCUAGGGAACCUUACUAGGCUAAAUCUCCUUGAACUAUCCGAAAAUCAGUUUGUGGGCUCCAUCCCACGUGAGGUAGGGGACAUGUUGAAUCUCUACAUUCUCUCGAUAGAUGACACCCAGAUUUCCGGUUCAAUUCCUGCUACUUUUGGGAACCUCACGAGCUUGAGAAAGCUUUCACUGUUUGAUAACGUGCUGUCAGGUCCUCUGCCUCCAGAGUUUGCUAACCUUACUGGUCUAGUUGAGCUAAAUCUAAUGAACAACUCUCUCUCAGGGGAACUGCCCUCUGAUGUAUGCAAAGGGAUGAAUCUUCAGGAUUUCAAUGUCGCUAAUAACAUGUUCAGAGGCCCUAUUCCUCGAAGCCUGAAAACAUGUCGGAGUCUCAAGAUGCUCUUCAUAGCUUACAACCAGAUAACUGGAGAUAUAUCUGAUUUCGGACCAUACCCAUAUCUCAUUGAUGCAAACUUAGAGGCAAACAAUCUUCAUGGGCAUUUGUCGAAAGCCUGGGGCUUCAGCACUAAUUUAACCUCACUGGCAAUGGCAGAAAAUAUGAUAACUGGAAGCUUGCCAUCUGAGUUAUCGAACCUAGUGAAAUUGGAAAGGCUUGUACUCCACUCCAACAACCUAACUGGCAAUAUACCACCAGGAUUAAGCACUUUACCCAACCUAUACCAGCUCAUAUUAGCCCGAAACCAAUUGUCAGGACAUAUUCCAUCUGAAUUUGGUCAGAUGAAAAACUUACAGUACCUUGAUAUAUCUAGGAACAGGUUGAGUGGAUCCAUCCCCAACGAGCUGGGGAGUUGCACUAAGCUACAAUCAUUGAUGCUUAGCCACAAUAACUUGAGUGGCGAGUUGCCAAUAACCAUUGGUAAUCUAGGGAACCUGCAGAUUGUGUUGGAUAUCAGUGACAACAAACUUAUAGGCAGGCUACCCGCACAGCUUGGGAACUUGGCGAUGUUGGAACUCCUGAAUCUCUCCCACAAUCAAUUUAAUGGGAACAUUCCAUCCUCCUUUGCCAGCAUGGUUAGCUUGACAACACUUGAUGUGUCAUACAACAACCUGGAAGGGCCUCUUCCAGCUGGACGACUAUUCCAUGAUGCUCCAAUAGCAUGGUUCCUCCACAAUACAGGUUUAUGUGGUAAUCUCAAAGGCCUGCCAACAUGCUCCUCAACUGCGAUAUUGGAAUAUCACAAAGGAAGAAUUCAAAUCAUAGUAUUAUCUAUUUCUGUUCCCAUGUGCAUAGUUAUUAUUCUCACAAUUUUUUGUGUCAUUAUGAUUACUCAAAAGAGGAAACAACCACAAAACGACAUAGCCAUAGAUAGAAGAGAUGUUCUUUCAGUGUGGAAUUUCGACGGUAAACUAGCAUUUGAGGAUAUCAUUCAAGCAACAGAAAAUUUCAGUGAUGGGUACAUUGUUGGAUCAGGGGCUUAUGGAACUGUCUACAAAGCUCACCUUCAAGGGGGGCAACUGGUUGCAGUGAAAAAGCUCCAUCCCAUUGAAGAAGAGAUGGGAGACGAAAAGAGAUUCCUCUGUGAAAUUGAAGUGCUGACAAAGAUCCGACAUCGGUGUAUCGUGAAGUUAUAUGGAUUUUGCUCUCAUCCAAGGUACAAAUUUCUAGUAUAUGAUUAUAUUGAUAGAGGGAACCUUCAUGAGACAUUGGAAAAUGAAGAGCUAGCAAAGGAGCUAGAUUGGAAAAAGCGGGCUGCCAUUGCAAGAGAUGUGGCUCAAGCUAUAUGCUACUUACACCACGAAUGCAACCCGCCAAUAAUCCAUCGUGACAUAACCAGCAACAACAUCUUGCUAGAUGCAGCAUUUAAGGCUUAUGUUUCAGAUUUUGGCACAGCAAGGAUUCUGAAACCUGAUUCAUCGAACUGGAGUGAGCUAGCAGGGACAUAUGGUUAUAUAGCCCCAGAGCUUUCAUACACAUCGGUGGUGACGACAAAAUGCGAUGUCUACAGCUUCGGUGUGGUCAUGCUGGAGAUUGUGAUGGGGAGAUAUCCAAGGGAACUGCAAUCACUUGCUUCUGUGGGACAGCAGCAUAAACAUGCAAUGGAUUUUCUGGACCAGCGCCCAUCAACACCAGCAAUGGUGGAGAACGAAGAAAUAGCUCUGCUGAUUGAAGUGGCACUUUCUUGCCUGCAAACUUCUCCUCAGUCAAGGCCAACAAUGAAGAGUGUCUAUCAGAAACUCAUUCACGAUCACCCUUCUAGUUCUUUUGCGAUACCUUUCGAUACACUAGAAGAAACAGCUGACCCAUGACGAAGUGGUCACUAGAGUAUAUUACUCAAUACUACUAGUAUUGAGUAAUAAGGCCAGCGCGAUGGUGUGGCCAACAUGUUGUACCAAAGCAAGGAUCCUUUUACAGAGUAUGUUAUUAUUUUCCUUCUGUAAUAGUUUUGUGUGGCAAGAUUGAUCUUCUCUCUAAGAUAAAUGAUAUUUUUUACAUGUAAAAUGA